This is a messenger RNA of Theobroma cacao (cacao), 462 nucleotides long. Lineage: Eukaryota; Viridiplantae; Streptophyta; Magnoliopsida; Malvales; Malvaceae. The record is from RefSeq and is a predicted model, not a curated record.
AUGUUUGCAUGUCUCAAAGUGAAGAGACAUGAAGAUAAUCAGACAUUUUUCACAAAAAAUGGAGGGGCUUUAUUAGAGGAGCUUACUGCCUUCUCUAAUGGCAGGUCUAAUCCCACCCAUCAUUUCUCAGCAAAAGAGCUUCUGAGAGCAACUACCAACUAUGAUACAAGCCAGAUUUUUGUGGAAGGUUUAGCAAAUGUUCUUGCAUAUCUUCACGCUGCAUUUUCUAGACCAGUUAUCCAUCGAGAUAUUAAAUCCUCAAACAUUAUACUGGAUCAGAACAAUGCUCCCAAACUCAUUGACUUUCGACUAUGUAUAUCUAUUCCUGAAGGGCAAUCACCCCUAGAAGGGGAUGUUAUAAGGAGAACAGAAUGGUUGACUCCACCUGAAAAUUGGUCUACAAGUUAUUUAACAGAGAAGGCUGAUGUUUAUCAGUUUGGAAUGCUUCUAAUUGAGUUUUAA